AUGAGCGCCAUUCGUAGCCUCCUGGGCUUUGGGUCAAGCCGCCAGGCUGCUCUCAAUUUGCAACGGCGUCAAAAUACCAUCCAAGUCCCAGAGGGUUACCAGCGCCUGAACAGUCAUGCCGACAUUGCAGUCUACUUAUUUCAUCAAGUGCAUCGUCGAGUCUUGGCCCGUGGCUACGCCGACUUUUUGCAGCAAGUAGGCAAUGUGCAACAGCUCGACAUGGAUAUGGUCUUAGACCUGGCUGCGCUCUGUAUUCGCCGCGAAGUCCUCUCCCACCGUGCUGUGGAUAGAAUCGCUAUUCGCGAUAAGCAUCUCCUAGCCUUGGACAAAAGCACACAGUUUGAAUUUGCCAUCCCCAAAACCAUCUUGGCCAGCUUUAAGAGCCCAAAGGACUUUCGCAAGCGCUUGUUGACACGCUUGCGCCCCUACGAUUCAUAUACCAGCUUUGAGUGCGCUGAGGUCUACCUGCAGCGCGUGGCCAACCUUGCACCUCAGUACUUUGACAUCCGCUUAACGGCCAUCAUCUAUUUGUCCGAUGCGGAGCACUUUCAUGCCCAGGCGCUGCUUCAGCCCGGCGGUGAUAUUGCAUAUGAGCGUGCCGAUCUUCCAGUUCCCAUCAAGCUCUGCGGGAUCCGUCAGAUCACCUCAAUUGAGCGGGACACGUCAGCACAAUCGGCCAAACGCGUUGUCAUCCGCCUUUCCUUCGCCGACACCUCGGGUGUCGCUCAGAGCAUUGGCGUGGAUUUUCGCAAUGUGUUCCUGGGCGACAGUUUUGUCAACCUGCUUCGUGGCUUUGUGCAGCUCAUUGUACCCCGACGGGUGGAUGCUCUCUGGGGCCAUGCGCCCUGGCCUGAGUCUGCCAGUGGUACAGGUACGCCGGCCGUGGAGCCGGCGGAAUCAGAAUCGGCUAGCGACCAGGGUGAAUCCUUUGUGUGGCCCCCUCCCGAGAGCGAGGUUGAAGAUUCUGAGCCCACAUCGCCAUUGCGCGCUCAGGCAGUCAUCGAGCACGAUGAGGAUCAAAAUGAUGAGUGCGUCUCUGGCUCACAAUGGCAGAGCGAGAACCAGUUUCAUAUCUUUUACCGUGGACACUUGGGAUCGACUGGAACGGCGGGCGCCUUUGGCGGGCGUCCCAUCUCCGUCAAAGAAGUCAAAACGAGCAUGUUUGAGCCACGGCAAAAUUUCCUUUAUGAGGUCCUGGAACAUCUCGAGGUGGGUUGGCUGGGGCAGUACUUGGACCGGAGCCGUGCCCACAUCGAUCGAUCCACGGUACUUGCAUAUGCGUGGCAACUCGCCACGGCACUCAGCUUUGUUGAGUCGCGUGGCUUUGUACACCGCAACGUGCACCUUGGUGCACUGCGCUUGAGCACAGCAUCCCAUCUCAAGCUACGGGAUCGCUCCGAUUCGGUGGAUUCUCGCGCCCGCUUCCGUCAACGAUCCUCCAGCAUUACGAAGAUCAUUUCGUCUGAUGAGUUGGCGUUCCAGCGCUCGCGGUCUCGAUCCCGCGGGAAUUCUGUGUCCACAUCCGAACGAUCCGACUCACCUGCGUCCCGUGUGGGCGCCGAAACCUCAAAUGCGUCUUCUUUGGCUAGCUCAAACCCCUUUGAACUUGACGAAGAAGAGGCAGAUGGCCCCACAGAAGAGGAGGCGGACCUUGAUGCCACGCUACUGUUUGCUCCACUCUCAACGGAGACUCUGGAGGAUGGAAAGACCAGCCCUCUUGCAGAGACAACCGCAACAACGAUGAGUCCCGAGCUCGAAUCCAUUUGGGCGAUGGAGCACACCACGGCUGAUGGUGAAGGCGAGACGGAGCAAUCUCGCCCCGAGACGACAGACGCCGCGGCCAGCGAUACCACGUUGAUGCGACACCACUUCGACCACUCACGCUCUGCUUCGGUGGACGGGGAGGCAUCCGGCUUGUUCGACCUUUUGAGCCCCAGCUACACCGACGAUGAGGAGCAUGAGGAUGAAGAGAACGAGGACAGAGCUGAGUUGGCUGCCUUGGCCCGAGCCUUUUUCGAAGCAGGCGACUUUGACAGCAAUGGCCAGUCACCCUUUUUACCACCGUCCAAUCGUGCCUCGCUGGGUGGCCUCGGUGAGCCCAUCCUGCCACCAGCGGCCCAAUUGAAUCCCAUCAGCCCCGACGGCAGCGCUGAUAUGGAAUUGUCUCAAGAGCCUUCCGAAGCUCCGACCCCGAAUGCUGUGCAUAGCAUCGCCGAAAGCGUGGCAGCAGACACGGAUGAAACGGCGAGUGUUGACGAUCGGGGUGAAGUACCAGAGAGCGAAGAGGAGGGCGACCUCCACUCGGACGCCACUGCAUCUGAGCAAGAUGAAGUGGGCCUAAGCGAAAGCGACGAUAUUGCCAUGGAGGCGGAUGGCUCGAGCCAAGUGGCUCCAGAAGAACUGCCAGCUGAUGAGACCGAGGAUGAAAGCGCGACAUCCGACCCCAACUCCACACCGGCCAAUCGGGAUGACAGCGCAUGGGAUAUUGAUCCUUUGGCAAGUGAGACAAGCUCCAUUCACAGCACAAGCCCAUGGAACAGUGCACGGACUUCGCCCGAGCCCCAGGUCGAGGCCUCGGAUGAGCACCUGCAGGACUCCAAGGUCGAGGACAAACCAGACGCCUUGGCCAGCGACGACUUGGACGCAACUUUGGUAGAACCACCAUCUCCAGUCACACUAGCUGCCAAUGCAUCUAGCCCACAAGCUAGCUUGACAGAGGUAGCCAAAGACCAGAUGUCGAGCUUGGAGGAGACCGAGGAUGGUGUGACCACAGUCAAGCUGACAGAACUGCCGCAGCAUGCUGAAUUGCCCAACGGUAUUGGUGACGCCGCGCCUAGCCAGCCAGUAUCAGAACAACAGGCUUCGACUCGAGACUUUGGUGCAAGCCGAGACACACCCAACGAACUGUUGAGCCAGAACUCGGGGUCUGCAGACGCUGAUGAGAUUUUAGCACAGCCAGGCGAGGCUGCUGAGGAUGGGCGUGGCUUGAGCUACUCUAAAGCCCCAGUUUUGGAACAACACGACAGCGACACGGCGCCAUCAAUGAUACCUCCUUUGAAGGGCUACGCUGAGGUGCCCGAGGUACAUCAGCCCGAGGCUAUGCCUGAGCCGCAGGCACAGCUGGAGAGUGAGAUAGAUUCUGAGGCACCAAUUACCACUGAGUCACAGGUCGAGCCCCAACCCGAGUUCAAGUUGAAGCCCACUCUGUCCUCACCAAACUCACCACUUGCGACUCCCCUUCCCGAGGACGAAAAGUCAUGCACACAGGAGAACACAGCAGUUGCAGGCACCCGUGGAGAGCAUGCCAAGUUUGUCCAGCCCACGCAAGCGCUCGAAGCGCAACACCGUCAUCAUGCUGAGGCCGAGACCGCUGCUCCAAUGGCUAUGCACGAAGCCCCAACAGAGUCGAAUAUGCCAGCCGAAAACAUGGUGUCGCCCACCGGAGCAAGUUCAAACAAGUCUCCUGUGGCAUCUCUCACCGAAUCAAGCUCGCCGAUCCCCGGCCAUACGGACCAAUCUGCUGCGACAUCGGGGACUCAAACGCAGGUGGCACCCGCCUUCCUCACUGCAGAAGAGACGAGCAAGCCGCCAGACUUGGCCGCACUGCGCCGCAAGAAGCAAGCAUUGUCCCAAGACAAGGCAGCGGCCCAGGCAUCGGCUCAGCGCGCUGCCAAAACUACACGUACAAAGCCCUCUGGUGAUCGCCUGCAUAGGCCUGCCACCAAGCCCGCCACCACACGACCCGUCUCCAGUGCCACACAAAAGCGUCGUCAACAGGCAGCCGCCAACCGUGGUGCGGUUCCACCAAAGACAGGCGAAGCCAAGUCGACAACCAGCACGACGACGCGCAAGACCGUUCGAUCCAAAAUUGACACCGGUCUGUCUCGGGCGGCCUCUACCCGCAAGGCACCUUCAUCCAAGACGAGCAAGGCGCCCAAGAACACGUCCAAAGGCACCCAGGCUGCCACCAGCAACAGUGGAAAAAGUGCGACGGGCUCUGAGAGCAAAAGGACCAAGAGCGUACGAUCCACAUCACGCGGCGCUGCUACCCCGAGCAAGAAGGUGGCUUCAGCGACAGGGUCGAAGAAGUCAGGGUCCGCGCCCAAGCUGCCACCGCGUCGCGUGCCGACCGAAUCCGUAGUCCCCGCCGUCCUUCUGGAUUUGCAAGCUCGACUCAAGUCCAUGACGGCUGCGUGUACCAACCUUCGUGGUUUGGCGCUGGGUAGCACCAAGGAGGAAACCAUCUGGGUCUUGGAGCAAGUGCUGCAGGUACGUGCCGACACAUACGCCGUUUCUCUUUUUCGUGUGUUCAUGUCCCAAGGCGAGUUUUUCCAGUCCACCUGCUCACAAGUUGAUACUGUUGCAAUCCAAUUUUGA
Molecule: messenger RNA, 4377 nt
Organism: Monosiga brevicollis MX1
Lineage: Eukaryota; Choanoflagellata; Craspedida; Salpingoecidae
Exons: 11
Coding region: 1-4377 (1458 amino acids)
Biological process (GO): protein phosphorylation
Molecular function (GO): protein kinase activity
Source: RefSeq, a predicted model, not a curated record